CUUCUGGUUUUACCCUCAAGAUCACACACCAUAUUCGCAGGAAUGUGUUUUCACAGCUAACUCAGAAACAGCUUGGCUUGUGGUAACAAGCUCACUGCUUGAUUGCAUCACAUCCGAGGGAGAGAACGAGAGGGUGUGUGUUUUUUUCUUAGGAAGGUGAAUCAGGUCUGAAAGAGGAAGCAGGAUGUCAUGCAGGCGUCACUAUGCACUGAGUCUGGCUCUGUCUAGUGCUUCCACCGAGGAUGAAUCCUACACUAUUCCUGCUUCUGGUAUUGACAGCUAGCUGGACUGGACCUGUUCAAUGUGAAGACAAUGAAGAGACAGAGGCUGAAGACUUGUUAGAUGUCAACGCAGAGGUUGAAGAAGAAAACCCAGAUAAUCAUGGGGACGGCUCUGGAGAUGGCAGGCGCUCGACUGUAGGUUUCUUGGAUGUAGUCUCUACACCAAGCAGUGACUCAGUUAAUAAUCAGGAAUCAGAGCCGACUACAGAGACAGAGCCUGAGACAGACGUAGACGCUGAGGAUCUCAACCCAGUAAUCAUGAUCAUCAUUCCUCUGGUUCUCACACUCGUCAUCAUCGCUGUGAUCGUGUGUGUAGUCAUCAUCUACCGCAGGAGGAGAAUAAGAGCUGAAACUAAAGAAGAUCCUUAUCUGGAUCAUGAAGACCACGAAAAAGUGCCAAUGCCAAUGUUUGAUGAUGACAUCCCAUCAGUGAUGGAGCUGGAAAUGGAAGAUCUAGAAAACUGGAUGGCCAAAGAUGGAGGCAAGAAAGUGGACACUGGCCAAAUAUAAUGAAUAGAAUUUAAGAAGCCGUAUCUCUCAACAGAUCCAGACACAGUGGACUAUUUUUAGGAAUUCGUCAUUUUGAAAACUUUGCCAGGAUUUUUAGAUUGUUUCAUAAUGCCAUCACUUUAUAUUAAAAAGAUAUUUGUUUAAUAUUGUAUAAUCCUCUUGGAUGAACAAAGGCAGAUCUGUCUGUUGCACUGAUCAGGAUCCAACAGUUCACUGGAAGCCAAUAUGGUCUUUUAUGUGCUUUUGAUAUUUAAGAUAUUCACCACAGUUAUAUGAUAAUCAAUGAUGUUUCUUUAUAAUUUAAUGAUUGUUCCUGUCUUUAUCUCAGUGUAAGGGCUGCCACAGAACUUCAGAUGCAUUAAGAAGCAUUUCAUUUAAAUUAUAGAGACAUUAACCUUUGUAAAUAUUAUUACAUUGGCUGUAUUAUAUUUUUUCUUUUAUUUGCAGUAUUGCAAGUUUGUGUUUACAAUUAAUAAUAGAAUUUAAAUCAUUUAAUAAUUUUUAGGAAUUAACCAAUGCAUUUCCUGCCACGUACUGUAUGUCAUUUUACAUUAAAAGAGGAAUUAUUGU
This is a messenger RNA of Carassius auratus (goldfish), 1361 nucleotides long. RefSeq names its product transmembrane protein 154-like. The transcript is spliced from 9 exons. NCBI's taxonomy places the organism in Eukaryota, Metazoa, Chordata, Actinopteri, Cypriniformes, Cyprinidae. The record is from RefSeq and is a predicted model, not a curated record. Bases 243 to 791 code for a protein of 182 amino acids.